AUGUCCAUUCCUGUCGGUGGAGUAGUCCCGCAGGACCGCUGGCAACCUCAGCAGAAGGUCAAGGUCUGUCAGUACCAGGACUGCGGCGCCUCCUUCGGUUUCCUUUCCAGCAAGGUCAACUGCCACCGCUGCGGCAUCGUGCUAUGCAGCAAGUGCGCCGCCACCAAGACCGUGAUUCCCCGCUACUACAGCAAUGAAGCCGUCCCCGUCUGCCAGCGCUGCCACCAGGUAGUGGAGCGCUACAAGGCACGCGGGUCAGUGACGCCAGGAUACGUCCUUCACUCCACCACCGUCAGCGCCACGCCGGCUCGGUCUUCGCCGGUGCCGCCACCUCAGACAAGUCAAGCGCCCGGGCCACAUACACCCCCACCGCAGUCCGUCACUGCCGUGUCCCCUGCGGCACAUGUCCCCACCGUCGACGCCGUGACUAUGUCCACGAAAACCUCCGUCAGCGACGCCGACCUGCACGCCCUGCAAGCCGUCAUCCAGGCCCUCCAGCACGCACUCAACGCCGAACAAGCCACCGCCGCCACUGCCGCCCAAUCCGCCGCCACGGAACUCCAAACCUCCAAGGAAGAAAACGCGACACUAAAAACAACCCUACACCACCUGAAGCUCAACAUGGACGCCGCCACGCAGCAGCGCGCCGAGCUAGAGGCGCAGGUGGCACGGCUGGCCGCGGACCGCGACGAGGCACGCCAGGAGCUGGCCGCGAACGCCGAUGACCUGCAGCAGCGCCUGCACGCCGCCACGCAGCAGCGCGCCGAGCUGGAGGCGCAGGUGGCACGGCUGGCCGCGGACCGCGACGAGGCACGCCAGGAGCUGGCCGCGAACGCCGAUGAGCUGCAGCAGCGCCUGCACGCCGCCACGCAGCAGCGCGCCGAGCUGGAGGCGCAGGUGGCACGGCUGGCCGCGGACCGCGACGAGGCACGCCAGGAGCUGGCCGCGAACGCCGAUGACCUGCAGCAGCGCCUGCACGCCGCCACGCAGCAGCGCGCCGAGCUGGAGGCGCAGGUGGCACGGCUGGCCGCGGACCGCGACGAGGCACGCCAGGAGCUGGCCGCGAACGCCGAUGACCUGCAGCAGCGCCUGCACGCCGCCACGCAGCAGCGCGCCGAGCUGGAGGCGCAGGUGGCACGGCUGGCCGCGGACCGCGACGAGGCACGCCAGGAGCUGGCCGCGAACGCCGAUGACCUGCAGCAGCGCCUGCACGCCGCCACGCAGCAGCGCGCCGAGCUGGAGGCGCAGGUGGCACGGCUGGCCGCGGACCGCGACGAGGCACGCCAGGAGCUGGCCGCGAACGCCGAUGAGCUGCAGCAGCGCGUGCACGCCGCCACGCAGCAGCGCGCCGAGCUGGAGGCGCAGGUGGCACGGCUGGCCGCGGACCGCGACGAGGCACGCCAGGAGCUGGCCGCGAACGCCGAUGACCUGCAGCAGCGCCUGCACGCCGCCACGCAGCAGCGCGCCGAGCUGGAGGCGCAGGUGGCACGGCUGGCCGCGGACCGCGACGAGGCACGCCAGGAGCUGGCCGCGAACGCCGAUGACCUGCAGCAGCGCCUGCACGCCGCCACGCAGCAGCGCGCCGAGCUGGAGGCGCAGGUGGCACGGCUGGCCGCGGACCGCGACGAGGCACGCCAGGAGCUGGCCGCGAACGCCGAUGAGCUGCAGCAGCGCCUGCACGCCGCCACGCAGCAGCGCGCCGAGCUGGAGGCGCAGGUGGCACGGCUGGCCGCGGACCGCGACGAGGCACGCCAGGAGCUGGCCGCGAACGCCGAUGACCUGCAGCAGCGCCUGCACGCCGCCACGCAGCAGCGCGCCGAGCUGGAGGCGCAGGUGGCACGGCUGGCCGCGGACCGCGACGAGGCACGCCAGGAGCUGGCCGCGAACGCCGAUGAGCUGCAGCAGCGCCUGCACGCCGCCACGCAGCAGCGCGCCGAGCUAGAGGCGCAGGUGGCACGGCUGGCCGCGGACCGGGACGAGGCGGUGGAGCAGAAAACAAUGGACGCGGAGGAACUUCAGCUGUUUCGUGAAAUAGUUGCGCAGGAGCGAGAUGAAGCAGAGCAUUGGCGGUUGGAUCAGGAGGCGGAGGUAGAGCGUCUGGCAGCAGAGGGAGAGGCGAUGCGCAAGAUGUUGGUCAAGGAAGCAAGGGUGGUCGAGCAUGGCACGAGUGCCUUGGCGCAGCGGGGUGCAGAACUCGAGGCACAGGUAGCAGUUCUUCUGCGCGAGAGAGACGAGGCGCGUGCGCAGGCAGCAGUGGCUGCAGAGCAGCUCCAGCUGCAGCGGGAAAUUAUGAAGAAGGCGCAGGAGUCGUUUGACAAGGAUCGCGCUUGCCUCGAGUCGCGAAUGGCGCAGCUGAUGGAGGCGAGCACGGCGGUGGAGGAGCGGUGGCAAGGAGAAGUGGCGACGAAAACGACUGAUCUUCAGGAGAGGCUGGGCUUGAUGGCGCGUCGGUGCAUUGCGCUGGAGGGAGAUGCGGAGCAGCGGGCGGACGAGAGAGACGAGGCCCUGCGGCAACUUGCCAAGCUCCGUGAAGAGGUGAAGCUCAGGCAGGACGCGGCCGACGUGGAGAAUGCAGAGCUGAAGACGCGACUUGCUCGGCUCAGUGAGGAACAUGAGAAGACGAUGGAACAGGUUAUGUCGGACGUGAGAGAGGGGCAGCGGCGCCUGGAAGCAGCAGAAGUGCAGCGGGCGGACUUGGAAGCACGCGUCGCGCGCCUCGUCGAUGAGGCCGGUGACCUUCGCUCUCGUCUUGCUGCGAGCGCAGGCGACGUUCAACUAUACCGCGACCUCGCCCUGCAGGAACGCGAAGCAGCCCAGAAACGGUGCACAAUACUGGAAGCGCAGGUGGCAAGCCUCAUGAGCGACCGUGACAACGCACGUCGGCAAGGGUCGGCUGACCUUAGCGAGGUGUGCCGUCAACUCGACGACGCCGUGCAGGAGCGUGAUAUGGCUCAUCAUCGGUGUGCCGAGUUGGAGGAGCAGAAUGCUGUUAUGGCCUCUGAGUUGCAAGCGGCAAAGGCUAAACUGCGGCAGGCCUCGGAGAAGGCCUCCUCGUUGAUGAUGCGACUCUCCGCAUCGUCCUCUGGAGCUGGUGGUGCCUCUGCCCUCGAGAGUGUGGAAGGCAGUUCUGGCGAGCCACAAGCGGCGCCGUACCGGGACGCGGAGCUUAUCGCCGAGGUGGGCGAACGCCUUCGCGAAAGGGGGAAGGCCAUGCGGCUGUUGGCCAAAGGCGUUGAACUGCGCGAGCGCGCGCGGCCGCUGGAGCGGGUGCUCGCCGAAAAGCUGAUCGACGACCCUCGCACGAGGGACGCGGAAGAGGUCGCCACGGGGUCCACGCAGUUGCCAUGGAACGCUGCGCACUCGCGGCGCCUGGACUCGCGUGAGGCGCAGCUGGACGAGCGCGCGGCACGGCUGAAGGAGAAGGAGCGGCAGCUGCUGCGCGUCGCUCAUGAACUGCAGGCUAAGUCGCGCGCCCUUCAAGCAUUAUACGUGCGUGCGCUGGACAAGCCACAGGUGACGUCGCUGCUGCUGACGGCCGACAGCGGCGAUGCCUCCUACCCUACCACACCACAGCAACCGCACCAAGGCACACGCACGCCGCUAAGAGAACCUGUAUAUCCGCUGGACAGCGGGGUGGCGCGCUACGACCGCACUGCAGGGGCCACGAUGAGCAGCGGUCCCGCGUCACCUCUGCCGAGGGAGCCGCCACGGGCUCAGAUGGUGCACCGCCAUGUGGAGGCGCCCGGCCGCAGCGAUGCGGAAGUGGAGGCAACAGGCACGGAGGAAGACGCGCAGGAGCGCCUCACGGCUGCAACAGAGGCUUACCGCGACGUGCUGUACGAGCACAUUCUCGAGUCGAAUGGGCUGCAAGGGGUGAAUGCAUUGGCCCAGUACCUGCCCCGCCACACCUCCGGCGGUGGGCCGAAGACGCCGCGACUGCCUGCGAGCGACAUUAUGUCGAAGACCCGGGCAAUGCUACGAGCGCUGGAGGAGCGACUGGGCGCUUCCCGUGGCGUCGUGCGUGGAGUCGACCCGGCGGUGCAAGAACGAGGCCUGGAGGCAUUCCGGCGACUCGAGGCUGCCCUGUGUGUUCUGUGUGGAAGCAGCAGCGAAGCGUAG
This is a messenger RNA of Leishmania mexicana MHOM/GT/2001/U1103, 4119 nucleotides long. RefSeq lists its product as hypothetical. Lineage: Eukaryota; Euglenozoa; Kinetoplastea; Trypanosomatida; Trypanosomatidae. The transcript has a single exon. Gene Ontology annotation, cellular component: extracellular region. The record is from RefSeq and is a predicted model, not a curated record. The coding region runs from base 1 to 4119 and encodes 1372 amino acids. Gene Ontology annotation, biological process: lipid transport; lipoprotein metabolic process. Gene Ontology annotation, molecular function: metal ion binding; lipid binding.